Messenger RNA from Lasiosphaeria miniovina, 237 nucleotides. RefSeq lists its product as uncharacterized. Lineage: Eukaryota; Fungi; Ascomycota; Sordariomycetes; Sordariales; Lasiosphaeriaceae. Gene Ontology annotation, biological process: kinetochore assembly; chromosome segregation; mitotic cell cycle. The record is from RefSeq and is a predicted model, not a curated record. The transcript is spliced from 4 exons. The coding region runs from base 1 to 237 and encodes 78 amino acids. Gene Ontology annotation, molecular function: protein heterodimerization activity. Gene Ontology annotation, cellular component: nucleoplasm; kinetochore.
AUGGCGCCCGGCCAAAAGCUCUAUCCACGGGUGACAGUCAAAAAGAUUGUUAAGGCUCACUCAAACUGCAACGUCAGCAAGAACGUGGACGUGCUGAUCUUCCUGGACUACGCGCUAUUCAUGCAAACGCUGAUGAAAGAGGCAACCAUCGAGGCCAAGCAAGGGGGUGAGCGAGGUAUCACAGCCCGGGGCGUUAGGAAGGUCACGGCGGAUUCGCUAGCCAAAUUCAAGGGAUGA